AUGCUAAAAACUAAAGACUUGGUUCAAUUUGCCUUGACUGAUUUAGUUGUUCGUGGUCUAGUUCAAGAAAAGAUUAUAUUGCAAAAAUCAUUUGAAGGUAGUAAAAGUUUAUCUAGCUGUAUUAUUGUAAUUGGAGUAGUAUCAGGUACACAA
Funneliformis geosporum is the source of this 153-nucleotide messenger RNA. Lineage: Eukaryota; Fungi; Glomeromycota; Glomeromycetes; Glomerales; Glomeraceae. The record is from the annotation of a GenBank genome assembly.